AUGCCCUCGCAAGUUACGACCAAUGUCUCACAGUACCAUAUUGCUGACCUUUAUCCUCUGAGUCAGUCGCAAUGUUUUCCUGACACUGUGAGGUGUGUUAAGAUCGAAAACAACAACAACACCACCACCGACAAGUUUUACGCAGCUGCAAGAAACGCAUUUGGAGAUGGCCUCAUUGACAGCCCUAACCUCAUUUUCCGAGGCUUGUCGCUUACUGCGCUAGAACUGUCGAUGACAUAUUUCAUUCCAGUGAUAGACACAAAGUCCAUUGACAAGGAUUCUGCACCAGGGAUCUAUGCCACAGACAGUUUUGCGAUGGCCAAAAGCUAUGCGCAAUCUAACGGUGCUAUUAUGGUGUUCAAGGAUACGGACUACUACCGUGAUAUGACGGUGUGGAGGCCUGACCAAGACGAAUGGAAGCACCUGACUGCCGCAUGGCUGCUCCGACUUCCGCUAAACGAUGUCUCUGUUUCAUCGAAAUACAAAACGGCAGACACCAUCAUUGGACCAGCGUCGAAAACUCGCGGAGGACAAAAGGCUUUCCAGAACAAGGCUCGGAGAACCAGAUGGUGUUUGUUAGCUACAAGGGAUGUGAACGCUUAG
Molecule: messenger RNA, 603 nt
Organism: Rasamsonia emersonii CBS 393.64
Lineage: Eukaryota; Fungi; Ascomycota; Eurotiomycetes; Eurotiales; Trichocomaceae
Exons: 1
Coding region: 1-603 (200 amino acids)
Source: RefSeq, a predicted model, not a curated record